Messenger RNA from Triticum aestivum (bread wheat), 5525 nucleotides. RefSeq lists its product as uncharacterized. NCBI's taxonomy places the organism in Eukaryota, Viridiplantae, Streptophyta, Magnoliopsida, Poales, Poaceae. The record is from RefSeq and is a predicted model, not a curated record. The transcript is spliced from 2 exons. The coding region runs from base 19 to 1590 and encodes 523 amino acids.
UGCUAGAAUCGUCUCAAGAUGGCGCUCCCCACGCUCCCCAACCAUGCGACUCCACGCCUCCCGCUCGCCAUUGCCCCCACCGCAGAUCUCGCCGCGCCGUCCUCGCGGCAUGCCUCCACGGCGUCGAAGACCGGAUCCGGCGGCCGAGGCCGCUCCCCCUCCCCCUCCCCAUUCCCCCACUCGAUUCCCUCCCCAAGUCCAGGAAGCCUUCGCGGAGUUGGUGAGACUGAUUUCACGGCUCCCGCAUGCGAUUCUCAUGGCGACGGGGGAUUGGAGGUGGGUGGAAUGGGCGACAAGGAUUCGCGACGCUGCGGCGUGGAUUCGGCGGGUUCAGGAAUGGAAGGCGGCGGAUCAGGCGGUGGCGGCGGCGAGAGAUCCAGAUACGCGAGCCGCGGCGAGCAGAUAUGCAGAGACUUGUCGUUUGAGAGCAGAGGGAGAACAGAGGAUCCUGGCGAAGCGGAUCUACGACGAGGCUACAGUGGCGGAGAGGAUGAGGAUGCCUGCCUACCCGCACUCCCCGUCGGCCGAGUUCGUGAAGUGGGCGAGGACGGAGGCAAAAUCAGAGGAUCCUCGCAGGGUGCUGAGAUGGGAGGGCAUGCUGGGAGUGAUUCCAUCAGGUGCGCCGCUGCAAAACAUCUCGUCCUGGCCGCCGCCGUCGAUUCGAGAUUGAGCUCGGCUGGUGUUCAAGUAUCCACGCCCCCUGGCUCACCUGUGGCGUGCAGAAGAGGCAGUGAUGCCAAGAGUAGGCGUGCUUCGCCGCCGCCGAUGCUGUUAUGUUCGCCGGUGAAGAGAGUUGUGGGUCGAAGAGCCACUGCCAGGAGGGCCCUCCAGGUCAGUGUGCAGCUGUCGGCGGACCCCGCUUGUCCCGUCCCAAAACCAGCGGGUGGAGUGGUUGCGCCUCUUCAAAAGGCGCCUCCCCUUCCGGAUCCGCACCAGGAGGGCCCGGGUCGGGGGGAAGCUAGGGUUCGUCCUACCCCUAGCAGUUUCUUCAUAUCCAAUCUGGUGUGGGUUCGAAAGGAUAAAUUCACUUCUGGAGAGUUCACUGAAGCGGAUUGCCACCCAGUCGGUAAAUCAGAUCGUCUGUCAGCUCCAAAAUCUUUCUCCUUCUCUCGAGAUUACUGGGCAAGGAAAUCCGGCAAGAUUCCUUUUGCUUCCAUUGUCAAGAUGGCGGGAGGAGGAAGAGAUGCUAGCAACCGUGGAGGAAGAUAUGGCUCGGGGAGGGGCCGCAAUGGUCGUCCUCCUGCUCCCACUCCGUCGGGGCAGGAUGGGACCGCUCCACCGCAGUUGGUUCCUCAGGCGCCUCAAGCUGCUCCGCUGCAUAUGUCGAUCUACACCAAGCCCUCUCUGUUUCCAGUUGGUUCUGCUCAAGCUAUCAUGCAGGCAGGGGGCAGAUGUAUGGCUAUCAGGGGGCUGGAAUCCUCAGAUGCAGCAGAUGCCACAGUGGGCGAAUCAGCAGUAGUUCCCCUUCCAGUAUGUGCCUCCUACUCAGGUUUUUCCUCAACAAUUCAGUCCUUAGAUGCAGCAGGUUCAGUUUGGAGGCAGUGGAUCAUCUACUGGAGGAAGUGUGCAGAACAACCAGCCGGAAUCUAGCAAAAAUAAGAAAAAGAAGAAUCAAAAGGUCAAGCAGGCAACUCCUACUACUGCUAGUGAUGAAUCCUCCUCCUUUAAUGUUGAUCCUAAGUUCAUUGGGGUGAUUUGCUACAACUGUGGUCUCCCAGGUCACUUUGUGGGCAUGUGCCCCACCCCAAAAGUGUGUUUCAGCCGCAAGACCCCUGGCCACCACAUGGAUACAUGUCCCACUUGGUACAAACCCUACCCUGCUGCUAUGUAUUGGGGGAGUGCCAAUAAUGGUCUAGGAUUUUUUCAUAUUGAAACUGGUGGCAAGGAAGACUGUGAGUGGCUAAACUUUGGGAAUGUUGGCCUAGUCCUAAUUGAAAAAGGAGAGAUCACUGAGAAAGAGUUGGGGCUUUGUUUCUCUGAUAUGUGGAAAACUAACUGGCCCUGGUAGAUCAGAAGAUAUGAUGAGAAAAAGUUCAUUGUCAGGUUUCCCCCUAACAAGAAGAUCAAAGAUCUGGUAGAAUACCCAUCCAUUAACCUGAAGAAAGAAGGAGAGACUAUAUCUUUUAGUGACUGGAAUGGAGAAAUGCCAGCCUAUGUUACUCUGGAGGAAACUUGGAUUGUGAUUGAAGGACUGCCUCCCAAGUGGAUAUCCUGGAACAUUAUCUCUCAAAUAUCUACUAUGCUUGGGGUCCUUGUUAAUGUUGAUUGGCACACUAUCUUCAGGAGCUUCUAUGAGAAGGUGAGGAUCCAGGUAGCUGUGAGAGACUCUACUAAGAUUCCCAGGGAUAGGAUGGUGGAGAUACACCAUGAGCUGUAUUUGCUGAAGUUUACUGUGGAGUCUGAGGCUGUUAGUGGUCAUGAGUCAGAUAAUCCUCCAGGCCCUGAUGACAACAAUCCCUCUCAGAACAAGCAUACUGAGGACGAAUUUGAUUCCAGUGGUGAUGACUUACUAGGAGAAGAUAUGGAUACUGGAAAUAACGACACUAAUACCAAAGACAAGCAUCAAACUAUUGGAUCCAAUGGAGCCAGGACUAUGCAAAAGUGCUCUACACCUGCUCCUAGAGCCAAUGAAGAGAAUCUUGUCUCCUCUAAGCUCCUGGGUGAACCUAUGACCAAAAGCUACUUAGAGGCAGUGAAGAAGAGACACUAUGAUACAAUGGUCACCCCUCUCCUUGAGCAAUUUGAAGCUGCUGCUGACAAGCCUAUUUCUCAGAAGUGCACUAGUACUCAGCAGAAGUGGGGCCCUAUGGUGGCCUCUAGGGUUAGCACCAGAAACAAUAGAGAUAACAGACCAGCUCUUCAAAAAGCUCAGGAGUUAAAGCAAAUUAAAAACCUGAAAAAAACUACAAUAAGAAAAGGGGACUUGGAAGAAAUCUGGAGGAAAGAAGAAAUCAAGGCCAGACAGAGAUCCAGAGAGAGAGACAUACUAGAAGGAGCUUAAAUGCUGGCUACUUUAAAGCUGUAGCUAAUCAAAAGAGGAGAAAGAAGCAGAUCAUGGCGCUCGAAGGUAAUGAAGGUACCGUAACUGACCCUGAAGGUAUCAUGAAUAUUGCUGUGAAUUACUACAAAAAAUUAUUUGGUUUCCAAGAUAAAAUUAACAUUAACCUAAAAGAUGACUUUUGGGAAGAUGGAGAGAAGGUUACUGAUGCACAUAAUUGCAUCUUAGACACCCCCUUCUCUGAAAAGGAAAUCAAGGAUGUUGUGUUUGGCUCAUAUGCUGAAGGAGCUCCUGGGCCAGAUGGAUUUCCUUUUCUAUUUUAUCAGCAAUUUUGGGACCUUAUUAAAGGUGACUUGUUUGCUUUGUUUCAGGAUUGGGAGAAAGGUGAUCUAGACUUAUUUAGACUCAACUUCUCCCUACUUACUUUAGUUCCUAAAGAGGCUGAUGCCACUAGAAUGGAGAAGUUUAGGCCUCUUGCUAUGAUUAAUUGCAGUUUUAAGAUCUUUGCUAAAUGUGCCACUAAUAAGUUUGGCCCUAUUUGCAAAGAAUUAAUUUCUUUGAACCAGACAACCUUUAUAAAAGGUAGAUUUAUUGCUGAGAGCAUUAUUGCAGCUCAUGAAGUUAUUCAUUCUUUACACUCCAGUAAGCAAUCUGGUUUUGUGUUUAAGUUGGAUUAUGAAAAAGCUUAUGAUAUGAUCAACAAAGAGUUUCUGAUGGACAUGAUGCAUAAGAGAGGAUUUAGUACUAAAUGGAUGAAAAAAGUUGAAUCCCUUUUAUACAAAGGCUUUGUUGGAGUCAAUAUUAAUAACAGCAACAUCGAUUUCUUUGUUGCUGGUAAAGGAGUAAGACAAGGGGACCCAUAUUCCCCCCUGAUUUUCAACUUAGUAGCUGAUAUUUUUACUAGAAUCCUUGUUAAAGCCUCCAGGAACAAUAUCCUUGAAGGACUUUUCCCUAGCUCCAAUUCAGCUGGCAUCAUAAGUAUGCAAUAUGCUGAUGGCACUUUACUUCUCCUUAGUAAUAACACAUCGCAUGCCAGAAACCUUAAAUGGUUACUUUCCUGUUUUGAACAAUUAUCUGGUAUGAGAAUUAAUUUUCACAAAUGUGACCUAGUGCCCAUUAAUAUAAAUGAGGAUGAUGCCAAUAUAUUUGCUCAAAUCCUUGGUUGCAAGCUUAGUGAGUUCCCUAUUAAGUAUUUAGGUGCUCCUUUCCAUCACAGAAAACAAAAAAAAGUGAGCUCCAGCCUACUGUUGAUAAAAUUAUCAAAAGAGGAGCUGGGUGGAGAGGGAGAUUACUGUCUUCUGGCAAGAGACUCACAGUAGUGAAGACCUGUCUGGCCACUAUUCCUGGAUACCUUAUGGGGAUUAUUAAAUUCCAAAAUGGGCCAUAAAUCUAAUUAAUUCUCAACUAUCUCACUAUUUUUGGGAUGAUUAUGAGGGGCAUCAUAAAUAUCACCUUGCUACCUGGGGGAAUGUGACCCUACAAAAGCAACAUGGGGGCCUAGGUAUCCCCAAUAUUGCUGACAUGAAUCUAUGCCAGCUUCCUAUAUUAAGAGAUAUUUCCUGGAUGAAGGCAAGAUUUGGAAGCAAAUCAUUGAUGCCAAAUAUAAAACUCAUAGCCCUAACAUUUUUACUUGCCCUAGCAAUGGUGCUUCCCCCUUUUGGAAAUGGAUCCUUUGGGCUGCUAAAGCCACUAGUAUGGGAUAUUCCUGGACAGUUGGAAAUGGCAAUAGUGUUAGAUUCUGGGAAGACCAGUGGAUUGGGCAUACCACCCUAGAUACCCAAUACUGGGACUUAUACACUGUUGCUAAUGACCAUAAUAUUUCUAUCACUGAAGUUUGGGAUGGCACUAACCUUAAAAUUACUUUUAGGAGGUGUUUCACCCAAAAAAUGUUAGCUGAUUGGAAUGAUCUGUUCAGCCGCAUUAGUAAUGUUAAUCUGGAGGACAAGGAAGAUGCCAUUCGCUGGAAUUAUGAAGCGAAGGGUGUCUACACUGUAAAAUCUUUUUACAACAUUGUUAAUUUUAGGGGGAUUAGGCCGGGUAACCUACCAGUUAUUUGGAAUAUCAAUGUCCCCCUGAGGAUUCAGAUCUUUUCUGGCUCAUGGCCAAAAACAAAUUAUUAACAAGAGACGAUGUGCAAAAAAGACAACAUGUAGAAGAUACUACUUGUCUUUUCUGUGGUGAAUCUGAAUCUAUUGAACAUCUGUUUUUUGGUUGUGUUGUUGCGAUAGAACUAUGGAGAGUGAUUUUUGAUAUAUCUAAUAAGAACACUGGAAUGUCCGUUGAUGACAUGCUGGCCUGGUGGUUUAAUAACAAAAAUCACUCGGCAGACUGUCUGCUACAUUUUGCUGUCCUUUGGACUCUAUGGAAAUAUCGUAACGACAUUUGUUUCAAUCAUGUCCCCUGGCUUGUGAUGCAAGUGCUGUGGAGGAAAACUGCUACUACACUAGGCAGUUGGAUGGUUCGAUGCUCUGGCCUUGUCAAAGAAAGGGUGAUGCACUUGGUGAGAAAGCUGGAGCAGGAAGCGCCC